Messenger RNA from Plasmodium gallinaceum, 2907 nucleotides. Its product is annotated as conserved Plasmodium protein, unknown function. The coding region runs from base 1 to 2907 and encodes 968 amino acids. The record is from RefSeq and is a predicted model, not a curated record. Lineage: Eukaryota; Apicomplexa; Aconoidasida; Haemosporida; Plasmodiidae. The transcript has a single exon.
AUGAAUUUAUUUAGUAGUAAUUCGGAUAUUAGUAAUGAUAUGUUUAAAAAAAAAAAAGAGUUGGGAAGAAAAAAAAAUAAAAAGAAAAAAGUUUUAUUUAGUUGUAAUUCAGAUAAUACUAGCAAUACAACAAUAAAAAAGUGUGUAGAAAAAAAGAAAAAUAGAAAAAAAAGAAUUUUACAUAGUAAUAGUUCUAAUAAUAAUGGUGACCUAUCUAAAAAAAGUGAAAUAAAAAAUAAAAAGAAAAAGGGGAAAAGCAUUUUAUUUAGCAGUAACUCAGAUAAUAGUGUUAUGUCAAAAAAAUACAAAAAUGAAAAAAACACUCUCUUUAAUAGUAACUCAGAUAAUAGUGUUAUGUCAAAAAAAUACAAAAAUGAAAAAAACACUCUCUUUAAUAGUAACUCAGAUAAUAGUGUUAUGUCAAAAAAAUGCAAAAAUGAAAAAAAUACUCUCUUUAAUAGUAACUCAGAUAAUAGCGUUAUAUCAAAAAAAUACAAAAAUGAAAAAAACACUCUCUUUAAUAGUAACUCAGAUAAUAGCGUUAUAUCAAAAAAAUACAAAAAUGAAAAAAAUACUCUCUUUAAUAGUAACUCAGAUAAUAGUGUUAUGUCAAAAAAAUACAAAAAUGAAAAAAACACUCUCUUUAAUAGUAACUCAGAUAAUAGUGUUAUGUCAAAAAAAUACAAAAAUGAAAAAAAUACUCUCUUUAAUAGUAACUCAGAUAAUAGUGUUAUGUCAAAAAAAUACAAAAAUGAAAAAAACACUCUUUUUAAUAGUAACUCAGAUAAUAGUGUUAUGUCAAAAAAAUACAAAAAUGAAAAAAACACUCUCUUUAAUAGUAACUCAGAUAGUAAUAGCACAUCUAUAAUUAACAUAAUAAACAAAAACGGAAAUAAAAUAAGAAGACAUAAACAAAAUAAAUACUCUUUAAAAAAAAAUAAUGAUAAAUUAUCUAGGAUAAAUUAUAAAAAUAAAAUAAAUUUUACUAAAAUUAAAAGCUCUAAUGAUAAUUAUUUUAAAAAAAAUAAUAAUAAUAUUAAUGAACAAAUAAUAUUUGAAGAGAAAAGUGGAAAAAUUGAGAAACUGAAUAACAAUGAAAGUGACUUGAUAAAUAACGUCAGCGAAGAUAGUCUUACGAAUAAAAAAGAAAAUAAUAAAGAAUUAAAGGAUUUUAAUAAAUUACAAAGCUAUGAUGGAAUUCAUAAUAACUCUGUAACAAAUUGGGAUAAACACAAAAGGCGUAAUAAUUUAAAAACUUGUAAUAAUAAAAAUGAUAAAAAUUUUAAAGAUAUUUAUGAUGAUGAAAAAUCAGGUAUGUAUCGUUUAAUAAAUUUUGAAAAAUUCAAAAAAAGAGCAUAUAGGAAUCUUAAUUUUUUAAGUAUUGUAGAUAUUACUAGGUCGCAAAGUGAAUCUAUGCAAAGAGAAUAUAGUGAACAAAAUUCAGAAGAUGAUAUAUUAAAAUUAACAGAUAAUAGUUGUUCAUCUGUAAAAUCUUAUCAAAUGUCUCACAACUCUUUUUUUUCUAAUAAUAAUAAAAGUUCUGUGAAUUCUGAAAGUAAUAAUAAAACAUUAGAUAUAUAUAAUUAUUAUUAUAUAGAUAAUAAUAAUUCCACGAAGGACAAUAAUUUAGAGAAAUUAAUAUAUAAUUCAAAUAAAUAUUAUGAUUUGUAUUCAUGCCUAUUUAAUUUAAAUGAAAACACUUUUGAAGAAAGCGAAAAAGAAGAAGUAAAAAAAAAAGAAGAAUAUAAUGAAGAUAUAAAAAUGGAUAAGGAAGAAAAUAAAAAUUACUAUAAAUUUUCAAAAAAAUAUAAAAAUAAAAGAACUAAUUUAAAGAAGGAGGAUGAUAAAAAAAAAUUUUCAUUAAAAAAAAACUUAAUUUUAUAUAGAAACUUCAAAAAUAUAAAUAACGAAAUAUCACGACAAAACAAUAUAAAAGGAUUAAAUUUUAAAGAAAUGGUAUCUAAUUUUAUAAGAAUAAUAAAUAAAAAUAUUUUAUCCAUGAACCAAGAAGAUAGUAAAGGGAUAAAAAAAAGUAAUUACUACAAUAUAUAUGAUGAUACAAGUGAGGUUGAAUCUGUAUUGAAUUUAGAAAAUAAUUCUGAAGAUAAAAUUUUGCAAAAAGUUCAUUGCUUAUGUUUAUUUUGUGAAGAAAAAAAUAAAAUAUUAUGUAAAGGUGAGUUAGACUUAACUGUAUUUAAAUAUAUUGAAUCAAAUAAGACAAAUAAUACCGUAAUUCAACCAUUCUUUAUGGAUAAUUAUAUUUUCACAUCCUUUUUAAAUUUUUCUAUUCAUCAUAAAAAUAUAAUUUUAUAUAAAAAAAAUGACAACAUUAAAAAGUUAAAAAAUUCACAAUUCUAUAAAUAUAGCAUAAAUAUGAAAAAAAAGUAUAAAAUUAAUAAAAUUAUACAUUUUGUAGCAGAAAAAAUAGAAUUAACUACUAUAGCUAUAUAUAUGCAUGGUUAUAAUUUUUUAAAUGAUAAAGAACAAUUUGUUGCUGUUGUGAAUUUUUUAAAGUGGAAGAAAAUAAAAAAAAAUUAUUUUGAAAUAAUAAAAUUAAAAAGAAAUAAAGAAAAUUUGAAGAUUUACGAAAAGUGUUCCUUUUUGAUUAAUGCAAUAGAUAAAUUCUGCACAUUAAAUAAUAUUCAUAUUGAUGAUAUAAAAGAAAAUAAUGCAAAGAAAAAAUUUAAGAGAAAUAUGGAUAAUAAAAAAAAUUCAUAUUUUAAAACUGAUAAAGUUUCAGACAAUAUAUUAUUCUCUUAUGAUGUGUACAAAAUAGAACAAAUAGAAAAUUCAUUAAAUAUAAAUUUAAAAAAUUCUAAUUUGCAAUUUCUAUUUGUUGAUCCUUUGUAUGUUUCAUUAAAAAAAACCUUUCAUUUAUAUCCAACUCAUAUAACAAUACUCUUUUAA